Molecule: messenger RNA, 2035 nt
Organism: Suhomyces tanzawaensis NRRL Y-17324
Lineage: Eukaryota; Fungi; Ascomycota; Pichiomycetes; Serinales; Debaryomycetaceae
Exons: 2
Coding region: 17-1972 (651 amino acids)
Biological process (GO): protein deneddylation
Cellular component (GO): COP9 signalosome
Source: RefSeq, a predicted model, not a curated record
UCGUUAUCAGAUUGCAAUGUCAGACGAAGAAUUCUACAGUGAAGAGUCAUACGAGUUCGAAUUUGAAGAAGAUGAAGAUGAUGAAGACGUGGAACAAAUCGAAGUCGAUGAAUCAGGUGACAAACAAGAAGAAGAAGAUGGGAUAGAACAAAAGUAUUACUCAGCCAAAGCAUUGAAGUUCGACGACAUCGAUGCAGCUAUAGGGUCUUUCAAAGGGCUUAUAGAGCAAUUCUCAUCCGAAUCGGACCUGGAGACUUUUGAAUGGGUCUUCAAGUCGUACAAGCAACUUAUAAAGAUCUUUUUCAACGCCACAAAGUAUAAUGAGACAUUAGAAUACCUCGAAAAUCUCUUACGCGUCCUCCCCAGAGUGUCGUACAACUACGGUUCGGAUUCAUUGAGCAGAAUUAUCAAUAACUAUUCUCUAUCGAACGAUCAAGCGUUCGUGCAACGAUUGUACGACACCAUCUUGGAGUUUUUAAGCAACUCCAAAGUCGCCCAGGGGUCCAACUACGACAGACUCUGGAUCAAAAUUAGUCUUAGUCAAUUGACCAUAUUGUUGGGAAAUGGGGAGUACGAUGCUUGUUCCAAACUCAUACAUGCAAUCAACCAAAAGUUUAGCGAAGUGCCAAAACAAAUUAAGAAAUCAUAUUCCUUGGAUUUGAUAGCCCUAGAAAUCCAAUUCUACUCGGAGCAACGGGGAAGUAUAAACCUCUCGAAAUUGAACCAAUUGUACAGAAAGAGUUUGGAAAGCACCACCACGGUUACCCAUCCAAAGAUACUAGGCAUAAUUAGGGAAUGUGGAGGAAAGAUCCAAUUCUACAGAGGCAAUUAUGAGAAAGCAAGAUUGGAGUUUUAUGAAUCUUUCAACAAUUAUGAUGAAGCUGGCUCUUCCUUAAAGAAAAAGGUCUUGAAAUACCUAAUCUUAUGUUCAUUAUUGACCGAGAAUCAGUUUAACCCUUUCGAGUCUCAAGAAACCAGUACUUAUGCGUCCUUGCCGGAGUAUUCAAACUUGCUCCUUCUUAUAAAGGCAUAUGACUCGUCUGAUGUGUCUAAGUUCUCCGAGGCAGUGCAUAAAAUUCAACAAGAACGGGACCCCAUGAUCAAGGAUGAUCUCAUUGUCUUGGCAAUUGACCAAGUCUCCAAGAAUUUGGUGAAGAAAUCAAUUUUGAAUUUGUUGAAAGCUUACAAGACUCUUCGCUUUGAAUACGUGAGAAACAAGUUCAAAAUAAGUCAGGAUGAUUUUGAAGAACUCUUGGUUAAAUUGAUGGUUUCAGGAAAAUUGGAGAAGAUAAAAGUUGAUUUUGUGAGAGAAGUGAUUAUAUCACAGGACGCAUCAGAGCCAGUAUUCCCACCAAAUUUGAGUACCAAAGACAUACACGUGAACAUGAGGCUUAAUGAACAUUUAUCAAUGGGUACUUUAGCUCCAUUAAACGACGAAGACAGGAUGGAGGUAGACGAAACAAUUCUAGAGAACCUGAACCAAGCGGCUUCAUCUAUUGCACAUUCGUCACUGAGCUUAUUUAAUCAUCAGUACGUGGAUAGAAGUGAGGGCUUUCAUCAAGAGAUAUCCGACGCUGCGCCCAAGAACAAACUUGGAGAGUUGAGGAACAUGACCAAGCUCUUGUUUAUAACAGAAGAGCCAGUGACAGAAUCAGACUGGCUCAAAAUUAUCGACGACUGGUUCAAGGCAUUGCAAACAUCAAUCCCAGAAGCAGUAAAGAGCGAAAUGAGUCAGAAGGAUCAAGUUGAGUUCAGACAAAGAAAUGAGAAUGUAAUUAACAAUCUACCUGCAAAGACGAAAAAAGACGACGCCGAGCUCAACACCGGAAUACUUAACCCAAUUGAAGAUAAGGACGAUGCAGAGGUGGAUGAAAACGAGUUUGACGUUGAAGUUCAUAAGGUGGACAUGUUGGCCAGUUGGAAGAAAGAGCUUGAUGAAUAUUACACCAACCUCACAAAGAUCCCCUCCUAAGUUACAGCACAAAAUAAAUACUCAGUGUAGCUAUUUUACGACACUAAUACAAGAAUAUAGGCA